GUCAUUGUCAAAUAAAUUUGUCACUUUUUCUAGAAUCAUAUUUUUUAUUGUCGAAAUAUUUUGAAGUCAGAAGUCUCUAACUUUUCGGUGUUAUUUCAAAAUGCCAUUAAGAAUACCAUCUUCGCAAAGCAAAAAGAAACCUCCACCAAGGCCUCCUCCCCCAAAUCUAAACAAAUUGAAGAGUAAAUCUACUCAUACCAUACACAAAAAUUGUGAUAAUUUCAACCUUAUUGAUUGGAGUCCACCUAAUUCACCCAAAAGUGAUACAUUGCCUAAAUUUGGAGGAAGUGUUUCCAGCUCUUUCAGCAGUAGCACUAGCAGUCUAGCUUCUAUAAAAAAAUCUACCGACUAUGAUGGACUUCUGGCUACAAAUUUUUCAUCCACAGUUUGGGGUACAAAUUCAGUACAAAACUCGAAUAACUCUACUUCUUCGAAUCGCUCUAUUAUUAGGAAUAAUAAUUAUGGACCACAUAAUAUCAAAUGUAAUGAGAAUAAUCUUACUAGUGUACCAUCAUCGUCUAUGUUUGGCCCAACUAUAAUCAGACCAAGAAAUAGAAUGAAUGCAAAACCAGAACUACCAAGUGUGUCUGAUAGUCCACCCUCUUUACCUAUGCCUACAGGCCCACCACCAAGUCCACCUAAAGAUGUGACAGAUGUUAUUACGCCUUAUGGUAUUGCUUUAUACGAGUUUCCAGCCACUCAACUAGGUGAUUUAGGCUUAGAGGUCGACGAUGUUGUUAUUUUAAUAAGAAGGGUAAAUAAAGAAUGGCUUUAUGGACAAGUGAAUGAUCAAGAAGGUAUCUUUCCAGAGAAUUUCAUUCAAAUCAUCAACCCUCUUCCUGAAGACUUGAGAUGAAUAUCUUGUUAACCAAAAUUGAAUUACUCAUUGAUGCAGGUCAAGUUAUUAUUUCAGAUAUAUAAUUCAACUCAAAGCCAUACAAGCUGGAAAGUUGAUUAAUUUAUUAUUUCAUUACUCAAAUGAGUGGAGUAUUAUUUUUUUCAUUCAAAUGUGUUGAUAAUUGUCUAUGACAUCGGUCUUGUAUGAUGAUUGUUUAUUCAUAGCACCAAUUUACAAGAACAUGAUCAAUUUCUCUUUAUGUAUGAACCACAUACUACAAGACCUUUCAGUCUGCUAUGAAAAACUGCAGAUUUACAUGAAACCCAAUUUUGAAAGAUACACUUGAACCAUUUUAGUGGUUAUUCCGUCCUUAAAUCUGGAUUAUCAAAUGAUUUGAACAUUAACUUAUUGAGUUUACUGAAUAUUACUUUUAUAUAUUUUAUUUCAUUCAUUUCUUUUCUUAACCUCAACUAAUUUCAAUUUUAAUUGUUGAUGUAACUAAUGGAGAUAAAGAUCUUGGUACUAACUGUGUGAUCAUCAAAGAUGUAUUUUUGAAUGUGAUAUUUCGGUGCCUUAGGAAAGGCUUAUAUUUUUGUACUGUAUAUAUGUAAAUCUUGUAUUGGAGAUACUUUUAGAUUAUACUCUACAAAAAUAAAUAUAUUUUCUGUGAUGUAA
Coccinella septempunctata (seven-spotted ladybird) is the source of this 1513-nucleotide messenger RNA. RefSeq lists its product as uncharacterized. The record is from RefSeq and is a predicted model, not a curated record. Gene Ontology annotation, biological process: endocytosis; actin cortical patch localization. NCBI's taxonomy places the organism in Eukaryota, Metazoa, Arthropoda, Insecta, Coleoptera, Coccinellidae. The transcript is spliced from 2 exons. The coding region runs from base 101 to 856 and encodes 251 amino acids. Gene Ontology annotation, molecular function: protein binding.